AUGUGGUUUCUAAGCGCAGGCUCGGAUGUGGACCGUCGCGAUUCCGUGCAAAAGAUCGUUAUCUUAAACUCGCCCUCAAAAGUCAUUGACGUUGAGACACACCACGCGUGCAAAUUUCGUGUCUCAAAAUCCCCGUUACAAGCCCGAAAGCAGGGAAGUUGUGGCCUUGCUGGCAUGUCAACAUAUCUGUCCCUCCGCAAAUUCCUUCCUGGCGACCACGAGAUCAUUAUCUACGAAUCACGCAAGCCACGCCCUGUCCAAGAUAUAACAGCUGGGCCUCUCGACAGCAGAGAAGCAGUGGCACCACAGGGUGGUGCCAUCGGAAUCUCUGCAAAUGGAAUGCGCGUUCUGCACGACCUCGACCCUGCAGUCCAUGUAGCGAUCCAGGAGCGUGGGUUCGCACAUGAUACACUUAAACUGAGGAGUUCCAGUGGUUGGGACUUGGACGUUGUGUCAAGGAUGGAGCGAAACGAUGACAUCACCAUGAUCAUGGCCAGACAGGUUGUAUGGCAGACGUUGAGGGAUACAAUUCCCGAUCACCAAGUCGUCGUCAGGAAAGUAGUCAAGGUUCUGAAGAGGGGCCAAGCAGGCAACUCGAAGCCAGUCAUCACGUUUGCAGAUGGCGAAUCGUUGGAAUUUGACCUUGUCAUUGGCGCCGAUGGAGUACACAGUACUGUGCGAAAACAGUUCUUUGGUGAACAAAGCGCCGGUUAUCCUGCAGUAUUUUCGAAACGAUGCGGAAUAUGGGGCUUCAUGCCAAUGACCAUCCCGAAAGAAGUGACGGAGAGAAAGUCUGUCGUAAUCGUACUCGGUGACUCUGCCUCUAUGGGUUACAGUGCUUACCGUCCCACCAACGAAGACUCACUUACAUGGUGGUCUUUGUAUGAGACACCAGAACCGCCUAGCUCAAAGGAAGUACCUCCCGAGUUCGUAUCGAAGCUGCUCCACGACAUGUACGGGGAUUGGGCAGAGGAAAAUGUACAGAAGAUUUUGAAGAACGCCUCGGCGCCUUUCAUCUAUCCGAUCUGGACAGUCCCUGAACUCCCCACGUGGGGUGAUGGAGGUGUCGUGCUUGUCGGAGAUGCCGCUCAUGCUAUGACUCCGGACAUUGGCCAGGGGACGAGCCAAGCUUUUGAAGACUCACAAGCACUUGGCAAGGUUCUUGGCCGUGCACUGCAGGUGAACGGCAUUUCUGAAGAUGGUGCUAUUGAUUUGGCUGUGAAGGGUCUAUUCGAAUGUCGACAGCCCCGUCUUGCGAAGAUGCACGUUCUCAAUGAACAAGCCAAAUCAAAAGGUGUGAAGCGGAACGUAUGGGUAUCCAGAUUCAUCAUCUUCUGCAUCUGGCUGAUGCCGAAGUUUUCGUGGUUACGUAACUUGUCUUUUGGCGGAGGCCAUGAUACGGAUGAGAUUCUCUAUGGUUGGGAUGUGGAUGAGGAGACGCGAAAAGUGGUGGAGAAGUCGAACAAGCCGUUGUGA
Molecule: messenger RNA, 1476 nt
Organism: Cucurbitaria berberidis CBS 394.84
Lineage: Eukaryota; Fungi; Ascomycota; Dothideomycetes; Pleosporales; Cucurbitariaceae
Product: FAD/NAD(P)-binding domain-containing protein
Exons: 5
Coding region: 1-1476 (491 amino acids)
Molecular function (GO): monooxygenase activity; FAD binding
Source: RefSeq, a predicted model, not a curated record